AUGGAAAGAGUGAAAAAUCUAAGACUCAUCUUUCUAGAAGCACUGGAAAAUCUCUUGGCAGAAGAAUUUGACAGAUUUAAAUAUGCAUUAACAUGUAUCGAGUGUGAUGGAGGAGGGAAAAUCCCCAAGUGUCGGCUGGAGGAGGCCAACACUCGGAUGAAACUUGUGGAUUUCAUGUGUUCAUACUGUUGUGAAGAUGUUGCAGUAAAGACAGCUAUUUGUGCCUUGGAACUGAUGAAGAUGAGAGAUGCUGCUGCUAAUCUCAGAGUAAAAAGAGCAAAAGUUUUGGAUCUUGAGCAACUUGAAGAAGCAGAUUACAGGGUGAAGUAUAGUGAACACAUACAAAACCAGUACAAAGUUAUAAAAGACAUGAACUCUCGUCUUGGUGAGAAUGUGAAUCUAAACAGCAGGUACACAAAGCUGAUUAUCGUAAAGGAACAUCGUUCCAAAAAGGAGCGAGAACAUGAAAUAAUGGACUCAGGACGCAGACAUGCAGAAAUCAUGACUAAGCGAGCUAGUUCUAUUACAAUCAACGGUUUAUUUGACCCUGAUGAGGAUGGACAAAUACCACCAAUUGUCGUGCUGCAGGGAGCUGCAGGGAUUGGGAAAACAAUGACAGCAAAAAAGAUCAUGUUUGACUGGGCAGUUGGAGAACUUUAUCAGAGCAGGUUUGAUUAUGUCUUCUACAUAAACUGUAGGGAAAUUAACUCUGGCAUUGAGCAGGGAAGUGUUGCUGAUUUGAUUUUAAAGAAUUGUCCUGAUCAAAAUGCACCAGUUGAUAAGAUUUUGAGGAAUCCAGAGAAACUCCUGUUCAUAAUUGAUGGUUUUGAUGAACUGAGAUUUUCAUUUGCACAGUCAGAAAGUAAUCUGUGCUCUGAUCCCUUUAAGAAGCAGCCAGCAGCAAUCAUCCUGAGCAGUUUAUUUAGGAAAAAAGUUCUUUCCAAAUCCUACUUAAUAGUCACGACAAGACCAACAGCUCUGGAGGAACUGCAGCAGUAUUUGCAAGGUGAACGGUAUGCAGACAUACUGGGAUUUACCGAAGCUGAGAGGGAGGAAUAUUUCUACAAGUUCUUCAAGAAUGAAGAAAAAGCAAGAAAAGCCUUUAAUUUUGUAAAAGACAAUGAAAUGCUCUUCACCAUGUGCUUUGUUCCCAUUGUGUGUUGGAUCAUCUGCACGGUUCUGAAUCAACAGAUGGAAGAAGGUAAAGAUCUUGCACAAAAUUCAGAAACAAUCACUGGUAUGUACAUGCUCUAUCUUUUCAGCUUAUUAAAGGGUCACAGCAGCAAUUCAAAGCAACAGAUACAAGUUAACUGGAAGGGACUUUGCUCUUUGGCUGCAGAUGGAAUCUGGAGGCAGAAAAUACUGUUUGAGGAAGAAGAAAUCAAGAAGCACGGCUUAGAUAUGUCUGAUUCUCUCUUUCUGAAUGAAAAUGUUUUUCUAAAAUAUAAUGACACUGAGUGUGUUUACAGCUUCAUUCACUUGAGUCUUCAAGAGUUUUUUGCAGCUUUAUUUUAUGUGUUGGAGAAAGAAGAUACGAUGGUGGAAGAGUCAGAAACUGCUGUGAACAAUGUGCAAAAAUUGUUAGAAAACUAUGGAAAAUCUAGAAAUUAUUUAACGUUAACAGUGCGAUUCCUGUUUGGUCUCUUAAAUACAGAGGCAAUGGAGGCCAUCAACAAAAAGAUUAAAUGCAAAAUUUCAUCCAAAAUAAAACCAGAUUUACUAAAAUGGAUUAAAAACAAACUGAAAAUAUCAUCCUUGUCUUGGAAAUCUGAUGAGGAGUUAUCACCCUUGAAAAAUGCUGAGAUGAUUUACCUGCUUGAGGAGUUUCACUGCUUGUACGAAAUUCAAGAACAGAGUUUUGUGCAAAGCGCGCUGAAUCAUUUCACUGAGCUCAAUUUAGCUGAAUACAAUUUUAGCAAAAUGGAUCAAGUGGCUCUUUCAUUCUGUCUAAAAAACUGUUGUAAACUGGAGACACUUAAUCUAAAUCUGUGCCUCUUUGGAUUUGAAGACCCGAACAAGGAUUUCCCAAGGCCAUCCAAGCAGCAACGUCUGGAACUACAUCAGGAUGAGUCAAAUCAUUCGGAUAUUUACCUGCUCUGUCAAGCGCUGAAGGAACCAAACUGUAAAUUAAAGAAACUAAAGCUUACUAAUGGUCAUCUCACAGCCGCUUGUUACAAAGAUCUCUUUUCUGCUGUCAGAACCAAACAGACUCUGACUGUGUUGGACCUGUCAAUGAACAAUCUGGGAGAGCUGGAAGCGAGGCUGCUGUGUGAGGGACUGAAAGGUUCAUGUUGCAAACUGCAGAGACUGGUGCUUUCUCAAUGUUAUCUCACAGCUGCUUGUUGUGGGGACUUGUCCUCUGUUCUCAGUACCAAACCAUCCCUGACUGAGCUGGACCUCACACAGAACAAACUGGAAGAUUCAGGAAUGAAGCUGCUGUGUGUAGGACUGACCCAUCUGAACUGCAAACUGCAGAAACUGGGGCUGAUGAAUUGUGGUCUGACAGCCAGUUCCUGUGGGGACCUUGCCUCUGUUCUCAGUGUCAAACCGACCCUGACUGAAUUGGAUCUUGCACUGAACAAUCUGGGAGAGGCAGAGGGAAUGAAGCAUCUGUGUGAGGGGCUGAAACAUCCCGACUGCAAACUGCAGAAACUCCGGUUGAUGGGUUGCCAACUCACAGUCACUUGUUGCCGGGAUCUCUCCUCUAUUUUCAGUAUCAACCAGACUCUAACCGAGUUGGAGCUGCGGGGGAACCUCCUUAGAGACUCAGGAGUGCAGCUGCUGUGUGAGGGACUGAAGCAUCCAAACUGCAAAUUGCAGAAAUUGGGGCUGAAGAAUUUCCUUCUCACAGGGGCUUGCUGUGAGGAUCUCGCUGCUGUUCUCAGCAUCAGUGGGAGCCUGAUAGAGCUGGAGCUGGGUAUUGAUCAUCUGGGAGAUUCCGGAGUGCAGCUGCUGUGCGAGGGACUGAAACACCCUGACUGCAAACUGCAGAGACUGGAGUUGUGGGGUUGUGUUCUGACAGCUGCUUGUUGUGGGGAUCUCUCCUCUGCUCUCAGCACCAGCCAGAACCUGGCAGUGCUGGAGCUGGGGUAUAACAAACUGCGAGAUUCAGGCGUGCAGCUGCUGUGUGAGGGACUGGAACAUACCAACUGCAAACUGCAGAAAAUAAAGUUGGAGCAUUGCAGUCUCACAGCUGCUUGUUGUGGGGCUCUGUCUUCUGUGCUCAGUAUCAGCCAGACCCUGACAGAGCUAGAUCUGAAGGAGAACAAACUGGGGGAUUCAGGAGUGCAGCUGCUGUGUGAAGGGCUGAGACAUUCCAACUGCAGACUGCACAAAAUAUGCUUGGGCUAUCAGAGUGUAGCUGAAGAAACACAGGCAGAGCUGGAUGCUAUGAAAGACACAAAACCUGACCUGGUCAUAGAGAUAUGGUAGGGCUGGUGAGUGGGAGCCACUGAACCAGCAAAGCUCUGACCUGGCUGCCCUGCCACUAGCUGAGGGAGCAGCUGGGCAGUGGGAGAACACCUGCCCCUUUUAAGAGGAACUCCUGCCAUCCACAGGAACUGCAGCAGCAUAUGUAAAUAUC
Messenger RNA from Mauremys mutica (yellowpond turtle), 3583 nucleotides. Its product is annotated as NACHT, LRR and PYD domains-containing protein 3-like. The record is from RefSeq and is a predicted model, not a curated record. The transcript has 12 exons. Gene Ontology annotation, molecular function: protein binding. Bases 1 to 3432 code for a protein of 1143 amino acids. Lineage: Eukaryota; Metazoa; Chordata; Testudines; Geoemydidae. Gene Ontology annotation, cellular component: cytoplasm.